Molecule: messenger RNA, 6550 nt
Organism: Durusdinium trenchii
Lineage: Eukaryota; Dinophyceae; Suessiales; Symbiodiniaceae
Source: the annotation of a GenBank genome assembly
CUGAGAAUUGGAAUCGGUGGGUUGGGGGCAGCCACGCCAGCACGGCAUGGAUGAGAAAUAGUGAAGCUUCGAAAUAGCGCUCUGGGCAGCUUUGAGGAAGCUCCCAAGUUUAGCAUUUGUCUGCUCCUGUCCGUGAAGGGACUCAAACUGGUAAUUAUGCAUAUGUUUCGGCACAGUGGCUCUACUUACAGUAGUCCCUACAAGGCUCUUGAAGGCAAGCAUAUACACUGCCCGCAAAUGCAUCUUCGCCGAUUCCGAUCACAGCAUUUUCACAACCUCGGGCGGACCGGCACCAAGCGCACCAAGGCCAGGACAGCGCUCGAGAUAUGGCAUCUGUAAGUGAAAAUCAUUCUUUGGCGAAGUUAACAACGAUCCUUUGCUUAAAGCAUCUUGGAUCAACCGCUGUCAGCAGGGUGACUCAUGUUCUCGGCACCCAGGAACCGCCUGGCAGGCAGCCUUUGGCCACUCCGGGCGCUUUGGCUUUUUGCUCGCCAGGUGGAGUUCUGGGCCGUCCAAAGUGCCGUGGUUCCAAGAGUGUCCUCGAAAACACCGAAUCACCGUCUUCAAGAAGGUAAACCGAGGCUGAGCAUUUGAGGCUGAGUGAGGCCCUGAGGUACCUAAGAGUCUAAGAGCUCAAGAUUCAAAGCACGUGGUUAAAUGGUGUUUUGGAUGGACUCUGAUGUCCUGCCACCAAGCCAGUUUCAAGGAAGGACAUGGUCCUACAUGUCCACAGCUUUGGUGACUGUGGUACUGUAGAUAUGUCAGAUCUUGAGCAUUGACUAAACUAACCGCAUGUGAGUAGACAUAAACCAUUCAACGCCUAUGAAUGCCUGGCUGUUAAAGUAAGUCUUGACGUGCGCGCAAUCAGCAAUGUCUGCUGGUUGCCGCCAGCAUUCUUCUUUUGGAAUAUUCGAUGGAGGAGCAGCUUGACCCCUGCAUUGCCACAGGCAACCUACUACUAGUUGCCAACCGGUAAGAUGCCCAAUUCCCAAUUACGGACUGUCUGCACGUCUAGGAGCUGGUGAAACACAAUUUGGCAACUGGCUCGGCGCAGCGCACGGAAGACUCUGGCAAAAGCUUUUGCAGUUUGAUGCGCAAAUUGGGGGCUGGCUUCGGCUCCAACCGGACAAAAUGCAAAGCCUUCCACAAUGCCCGUGGAAUAAAGCACCAUGAAGCCUAAUUCUGAAGUCAAAUGAGCAAUUCCUUUCAAAACUCAGCCUGUGCUGCAUCCUGUGGCGCCUUUGUGCUGUGUCUAAUUGUUGAGCACAAGGUUGCCAGGUCUUCUACGGAAAACCUUGUCUGCUUGCAUCAAAUUUAACACUUGCAUCUCUUGCCUGCUUUGCGCCGCCUGUCACAGGUUGAGCCAGGGCUCAACGAGUGCAAACCAACAGUGAACACUUGCAAAACUGUAUAGGUUCAGCUGUUUUUAGUUCCAUCACCGGACGAAUCGCAUCAAACCGCUGCAUCCUCUAGGAGCUGGUCAGCUUGAACUCAAAAAUGAUUGUGUUGCCACUGGAUGCCGCUGGCUACAGUUCAUUAUAUUUACUUGAUCUUGUAAUGAUUGUGUUGCCACUGGAUGCCGCUGGCUACAGUUCAUUAUAUUUACUUGAUCUUGUCAAAGGCUUGAGCUUAAGCACCUUUGCAAAAGGUUGAGAAGUUGAGGGGGGCAUAUAAGGGAUGAAAAGUGACAGCUGCAUGCCCCGAAGUGGAAAAUACGGUCAAAGGAGUUUCCCACGACGACGGCUUUUGCUCAAGAAAAUUGUUUGAUUCCUGUGCAAGUGGUGCCCCUACGGGUUUGUCUCCGCAUGAUGGCAGCAUCUGAAAUCAGCUUGUGCACCAGGCCUUUUUCCAACAGCCUCAGCCUCAUCAAGCCCCAAAAAAUUGUAUGAUUGUAGGAGGCGGAGGGCAGAGUCCUUAAGUCAUUGAGAAAGGCCUUUUUGCCCUUUCUACUGGUUAGAAAUAUCGCUUGCCGAUGCGUUGCCCUGGUUCCUUGCUGCCUUGCUGCAUUGCCCUGACCGUGUUGAGCGACACUGGUUGCCAGAAGUUGUCCGACAAUGACUCAGCACUUUUGAUCAUUGUCCCACUUCUUUGAGAGCGAAGUUCUACACCUGUGGGCCUAUGGGGCUAAGCAAGGAGCAACUUCCAUUGGCAACGCCCUCCCAAAGCCAAAACCCACCCGUGCCGCUGACACUACAAGUUUCUAUUGCAAGGCGUGGUCACACAAAUGGUCUACAUCUCGCUUCUCUGAACAUAUUCUAUCACAUAUCCAGCUCGAUCAAAUCAACAAAUGUGCGGCUUGGCAGGAUCCACAUCCGGAUUUGUUUUUAUGAAUCAGUGACUUAGUGCGUGAAAGCACCUGAUGAUUAGUUAUGUUCCAAGGCAUCCCAAGCUACCAUUCCCACACCUACCAAAAAGUGUUCUUCCGCACUUUCUGUGCACUGCAUAACGUCUGAAGCCACAUUUGCACGAUGUGCCAAGCAAAAAUGAAGCCUGAACUCCACUCAUUGCUUUCAAUGCGCUUCCACAAAGCAAAACACAAGAAGUUUCAAGCCUUUGUGUGAAAAGCCUCUGCCUCAGCCGGGCCGGAACCAACUUGAAGCAACAUUCAUCACACCAUUUAUGCGGACGAUGUGAAAAAUGGAACUAUACUGGGAACAGGUCUGCUUCAACAAAUGCAAAUUCUCGGACAUUUGGACUAAUCAGGCAGCAAGACAACCAACAUCAGCGAGCCCAAUCUCAGGCUUCAAUACUUAUUGCAAAGGUAACAGCACUUCCAGCAGGCAGUCCUCAAACCCCUGGAAAUGCAAUGUGCAAGUUGCAAAGCUCCCUCAAACCAUCCUGGACACCAGCUCUCCGAAGAGUUGGGAGAUUGUGGUUUGCAUUGCAUGCCAACUUUCAUAGCUUCAGCAUUGCCGGCCAAAAACGGAAAGCCGGACUGCCGGACUCAUGGUGCAACAAAGUUUAGGAACAUCCACAUGCAGCAGGAGCUUGCUCUCAAACAUGACUUCGUCCGAAGGACAAACCGUGGCACCUAUGCAACGUAUCUGAACAUGGGCUGGUCUGAACAAACAUCCUUCCGGCCUGUUGCUGCGCAUCUCACUACUGUUGCGGCCACCCUGAACACUUGCCGGACACGACAAGUGGAGAGCCACAAGUUGUCAACGUGUCCAAGAAGAACAAGGCCGUGCAACAAGACCUUUCUAGGGAUUCUAGGGUCCACGCUCAAAUCAUUGUCAGGGAAACAUGGCGACCGAAAACACGGCUCGGUUCUCUUCAGGCGAACAAACAUGGCUCACAUGGCUCUUGGACACCCAAACAACGCAUUUGAAUUCGCGGCUGUGGCAAAGAUACCGCACUGCCAAACAGGUGUCCUUGCCAGCUGUGGGUGGGCAGAAUCGUGCACAUUUUGGGGUUGGCAGACUUUAGGAGACGGAAUUUCAUGCUCUGCAACUUGCAUGAGCUGUAUGAGCGAUGUCUCAAACACUCUUAUGGACACCACUAAUCACACCAGCCCAAAAAUCAAUGAAUAGACAGUCAGGCCAUGCAAGCGGGGGAAUGAAACCAUAUAGGCCCAUGUAGCAGCAUGCAGACUUUGCUGCAACAGGGUGCAUGUUGCUUGCUGCAAUCUUCUCUCUGGGUUGCAGCUCCAGAAAAUUCUCCAGAAAAUAGCAAGCUUAGCUUACCAGUGGUCCUCCUACGGCCCUACAGCAGGUCUGGUGCAAAAGAGUCAGCUUCUGGCUGAAUAGAUCCAUCCAUACAGGUUGGUCCGUACAUAAAACAGAAUCAUGUAUACAGUAUAUAAGUAGUGACUGUGGGUCUUGGCCUUGGCCCAGUGGCUUCAACUUGCGCAACGCGGCGCGGUGCACAUUGAUAAGGAAUUCGGAAUGCAUGCUUCCGUUGGUUGGCAUGGGCCCUAAGCACAACAGAAUGGCUUUACCCAAACAAACUGGUCUGAGUCUUUAGUUUUCCAACCUCCGAAGAUUCAAUGCAAACGUGAAUCCAUCCAAUUCCUGCAAUCAAAAAAACAAAAGCACAGUGCACGACACGAAACGAGGAAUUGAAUUGUUCAGAUUUGGGGCAAGCCCUCUUUCAAUGUGAGAAGAAAUUGACAAUAGGACGGUUUCCUCACCUCUCCUUUGUGGCGAGGCAAAAGGCAACAAGAAGCACAAUGAACUACACUACUUACUAUAGUAACUUAGGACUUGUCGAACAUAUAUGGCGAUUCCAAAGGCCUAUGUCAUCAAUUUUGAACCAACAUGGUCAUUUGCUCUGAAGUCAGUCCUAUGUCAUCAGGCCACAGCCAUCACAAUCCCCGGAAAAAUGAGGCUUUCAGUGUUCAGUGAAGAUGCUUGAUGUAUUUUGCUUUCUUUAUUGUGGAGGCGCCCAAAGGACCUAAGGCACCAGGUUUCCCCACCCAAACAUCCUGUAUUGCUCGAUGUGUGAGCGCAAAUGACCUAGCCCUGUGGGUAGCCGUGUGGGUAUGUCAGUUGAACCACAUUUGCCUAAGUCACUAGACAGUAGUAUACGUCUACGUGGCAAUUUGAUCGAGCAGAAUGCCUAUACUUGAAGAAACGCAAGGUGCUUCUGGCUCAUGCUGCGUUCCACACAUACCACAAAGCCUGCCCAAGGCCAAAGCAAUCAAACCAGCACCUGUGUUCUAGCUCCAUCAUCACCCGAUAAAACAAAGUUGGACUUGGACCGUGGCUUGCCCGGACCCGAUGUCUGGCCAAUUGAUAUCGGUUGAACAAACAAGUGAAUUGUGAUUGCUGACCUUAUUCGGCAAGUGGGAAAUAUAGCCUCACAUGGUACUUGGCUUUUGUGCAGCUUGUCCGACUACACAUGUGGGCAAGAUUGCCCGACAAUGCAAAUCAAAUCCUUCGUACAAGAACACAUGAACAGCCGUCCCAGCCAAGGUGCUUAUUGAGUGGUGGAGAAACGUCUGCAUUUCCAACGCGUGUCUGUGCGAGGAAAAUGAUUUCACACAGCAAACCCCUCCCAAAUGUUCGGACUUCCUCCUGCCAAGCAAAGCAGGGUAGAAUAAAGAAGCUGACGGUAAGAAAACAAGAUGCUGACUUGAGAACUUCCAUCUUCUGAUCACUGAGUGGUUGGUCUCGCUUUUCUACAUUGUGAGCAACUCACAAGCAAUCUCCUUGUUAACUCCGCAAAAGGCCUGGCACAGGACAAACUGAUGAAGCAUUUCCUUUUGCUGGCUCUACUUUAGAUCAACUUGGUGGCUUUCCAUGACUUUGCUCUGGCAAACCAGGGCUAUGCCUUUUAAAUUCAUCUUACAGUUUCUUUGAGGCACUUGUGUGAUAGAUUUGCAGGCUACAUGUAAAGCAAGCAUUCACAAUUGCUUGAAGUGGUGGCAUUGCUCCGAACACAAAAGACCGUCUGCUCAAACAUGGCUGCACAUAGCUCUGCCAAAGAACAAAGCACGCUGAUGUACAAUUACCAUCAAUUGAAGCUCGAAAUCAACGCACCUUUGUUGGAACCCUUUGCGACAUGAUAUGUUGAACUGGGACCGAAAACAACAGCUCAGCUCACUGGCCACAUCCGACGCCGAAACGUUGGGCUAUGAUGUUCGAUGCGGCUGCGCGGGUUGUACCAAGCCGCCUCAUGGGAAAGGCUAGCGACCGGCAAGUCACCGAGUCGACCGGCGAUGCAAUCGCUUCAAUCGCUUCGGGAUCUUCACGGUGAAAUCGCAGCCUGGGACCGAACGAAAUGGACUAAGCAAAGAGGUCAACUUCGGCAACUGAAUUCUCGAAGAGUUGGAUAUGAUCAUAUCGUGGUGCAUUCAAAGGCAAGAAUGAGGCUACCCCGACUGGGGUGCCUAUGAUGCAACACUUGAGCACCGCUGUGUUCUAAAAUUCGUGAACCACGCGGAUGCGCUCCGAAACAGCACAUGUUUGUUUCAUUAACAUGGAGCUUGGAGCCUUAUCAAUUUGGGAAUGAAGCCCUGCACUACAUUAACAAAAAGCCUGGAUGAAAUCGGGCCGACUUCUGUGCCGAUGUAAAGAACGACCGUUUUUGGAGGGUUCUGCCAUUUGCUAUGUUACGAGUAGAGCCCAGUAGUGCGAUUUGCCGAGGAAUUUACAGCUUCUUCUUCACUCACCGAAAGUCAACCAAACUUUGGAAGUCAAAACAUUGAAAAACAUAGAAACACUGUUGCUCAGCUUCCUGUGGAGUGAAGUAGAAUUUACUCUACCACGAUGAUUCAGUUUCACGCAUCCUUACCAUCUCGCGCCUGCACUUACCACAAACACCCAAAGGGCAGGGCCUAACAUUAUGUAGAUUGAGCGCCUCGUGCCGGCUUGCUUCGGCUUAACAAAUGCGGAAUACCAAGGCUACAGCUUGAAAAAAACAAUGAUGCAUAUCAUAUAAGUAAGCACAUGUUACAUGUCUUUAAAGCAAUUGGUCGACAGUACCCACUUGCUUAACAAAUCCUUGUCAGCUCUUGCUAGCAUGCAUUAGAAGUGCUUCUCGAAGGGAUCCUUGUGGCUUCAAAACGCAAAACAUGAGAUUGCUUCACCUGGAGUGUCCAAAAUGCGCU